Molecule: messenger RNA, 2662 nt
Organism: Eptesicus fuscus (big brown bat)
Lineage: Eukaryota; Metazoa; Chordata; Mammalia; Chiroptera; Vespertilionidae
Gene: UHRF1
Product: ubiquitin like with PHD and ring finger domains 1
Exons: 18
Coding region: 66-2462 (798 amino acids)
Biological process (GO): negative regulation of gene expression via chromosomal CpG island methylation
Molecular function (GO): protein binding; ubiquitin protein ligase activity
Source: RefSeq, a predicted model, not a curated record
GUCAGAGUCCGGGCAGCGGGAGCCGGCGCGCGUGGACGGUGUGGGGCUGAGCACCAGCAGGCAUCAUGUGGAUCCAGGUUCGCACCAUGGAUGGGAAGGUGGCCCACAGCGUGGGCUCGCUCUCCAGGCUGACCAAGGUGGAAGAUCUGAGGGAGAAGAUCCAGGAGCUGUUCCACGUGGAGCCAGGCCGACAGAGGCUCUUCUACAGGGGCAAGCAGAUGGAGGAUGGCCACACCCUCUUUGACUACGAUGUUCGCCUGAAUGACACCAUCCAGCUACUGGUUCGGCAGAAUCUCAUGCCUCCCCCUAGUAGCAGCAGCAGCAGCAACAACCAGGAGAGAGACUCUGAGCUUUCUGACACGGAUUCUGGCUACUGCCUGGGCCAGAGCGAGUCGGACAAGUCAUCUACUAGCGGUGAGGUGGCUGCGGAGGCGGACAGAAAUUCAGGCUUAACAGAGGAGGCAGUGUAUGAUGAGACGGAGCUGGGCCUGUACAAGGUCAAUGAGUACGUUGAUGCUCGGGACACGGAUGUGGGAAGUUGGUUUGAGGCGAAGGUUGUCAGGGUGACAAAGAAGCCACCAUCCCAGGACACGCCUUGUAGCUCUACCUCAUCCCAGGAUGCACCCUCUAAAGACGUCAUUUAUCAUGUGACAUAUGAUGAUUACCCGGAAUACGGUGUGGUCCAGAUGAGUUCACAGAACGUCCGGGCCCGAGCCCGACAAAUCAUCAGAUGGCAGGACCUGAAGGAGGGCCAGGAGGUCAUGCUCAACUACAACCCUGACAAGCCGAAGGAGCGGGGCUUCUGGUACGAUGCAGUGAUCAUGCGGAAGAACCAGACCCGGACAUCACGGGAGCUGUAUGCUAACAUCAGGCUCGGGAGUGGUUCUCUCAGCAACUGUCGGAUCAUGUUCGUGGAUGAAGUUUUCAAGAUUGAGCGUCCGGGCGAGGGAAGCCCCAUGGUUGAAAACCCAGUGAAAAGGAAGAACAAGCCCUUCUGCAAUAAAUGCAAGGAUAACCCGAGCAAGCCCUGCCAUGAGUGUUCCUGCAGCCUGUGUGGGAGCAAGCAGGAUCCUGACAAGCAGCUCAUGUGUGAUGAUUGCGACCACGCCUUUCACUUAUACUGUCUCAGCCCGCCUCUCAGCAGUGUUCCCACGGAGACGGAGUGGUUCUGCCCUAAAUGUCGAAAUGACUCCAGCGAGGUGGUGUUGGCAGGGGAGAAGCUGAAAGAGAGUAAAAAGAAAUCGAAAAUGGCAUCGGCCACAUCGUCCUCGCAGCGGGACUGGGGCAAGGGCAUGGCGUGCGUGGGGCGCACCAAGGAGUGCACCAUCGUUCCAUCCAACCACUACGGACCCAUCCCAGGGAUCCCUGUGGGCACCAUGUGGAGGUUCAGAGUCCAGGUCAGUGAGUCAGGAGUCCAUCGCCCGCAUGUGGCAGGCAUCCAUGGCCGGAGCAAUGAUGGGGCGUACUCCCUGGUCCUAUCUGGGGGGUAUGAGGACGAUGUGGACAAUGGGGAGUCUUUCACGUAUACUGGUAGCGGUGGUCGAGAUCUUUCAGGCAACAAGCGGACUGCAGAACAGUCCUGUGAUCAGAAACUCACCAACACCAACAGGGCACUGGCUCUCAACUGUAGUGCCCCCAUCAACGAACGCAAAGGGGCCGAGGCCAAGGACUGGCGCUCAGGGAAGCCGGUCCGGGUAGUGCGCAACGUCAAGGGCCGCAAGCACAGCAAAUAUGCCCCCACUGAGGGCAACCGGUACGACGGCAUCUACAAGGUUGUGAGGUACUGGCCUGAGAAGGGGAAAUCCGGCUUCCUGGUAUGGCGAUAUCUUCUGCGGAGGGACGACGAUGAACCUGGCCCCUGGACGAAGAAAGGGAAGAACCGGAUCAAGCAGCUGGGACUGACCAUGCAGUAUCCAGAAGGCUACCUUGAGGCCCUGGCCAAGAAGGAGAAGGAGAAGGAGAAAGAGAACAGAAAGAGGCCGACUGAAGAGGAAGAGGAGAAAGAGGAAGAGGAGGAAGAGGAGGAAGAUUUCACGUCCCCCAGGAAGGGCAAACGGAGGAGUAAGUCAGAAGGUACCUGCUCCCCAAGAGUUACACCCAAGAAAACCAAGGUGGAGCCUUACAGCCUCACAGCCCAGCAGAAAAGCCUCAUCAAGCAGGACCAGAGCAACACUAAGUUGUGGACCGAGAUCCUCAAGUCACUCAAGGAUGGGCCGAAAUUCCUGAAUAAAGUAGAAGAAACAUUCCAGUGUAUUUGCUGCCAGGAACUGGUAUUCCGCCCGAUCACCACCGGGUGCCAACACAACGUGUGCAAGAAUUGCCUGGAUAGAUCCUUCAGAGCCCAGGUGUUCAGCUGCCCCGCCUGCCGCUGUGAACUGGGCCGAAACUACUCCAUGAAGGUGAACCAGCCGCUGCAGGCAAUCCUCACCCAGCUCUUCCCCGGUUAUGGCAAUGGACGGUGAUCCACAAGCACUUCUUGCCGGGCGUUUUUAAAAAACGCACCAGAGGCGUCCUCGGCCCCUCUUGUUUUUAGUGGGCUUAACUUAAGUAUGUAGUUUUUCCUCUACUUCCUAAAAAGCCUUGUCUUCCUGGUUUUGUUUUUUUAAUCUAUAAAUUUAUAGGAAUUUGUAUUAUGGCUCAAAGAAAGAAAGAAGGAAAGUUA